Molecule: messenger RNA, 3115 nt
Organism: Lingula anatina
Lineage: Eukaryota; Metazoa; Brachiopoda; Lingulata; Lingulida; Lingulidae
Product: maltase 2
Biological process (GO): carbohydrate metabolic process
Source: RefSeq, a predicted model, not a curated record
CUCCUUACGAUUAUCCGUCCAGAAUGGGAACAGUUGAAGCAUUGCUACCUUUAAUUUGGGAAUCAGUAAUAGCUAGGCCCGUAUCACGUGCUUUACUCAAACCUGAUUCUUUGCCAAAAAUCUUGUCAAAUCCUGAAAAUAUGAUCUCCUGAUAUCGCAGCUGCAUUUAUUACUCCCCCGUUGCGACUAUUCACUCCAGUAACAUACAUUACUUUAAAAAGUGCGCUUUUAAUGCAAAAUACAUGUGGCCGGGAGGUAGCGCCACUAUCAGCCAGCUCGCAGAAGGGGCGGGGCCUAACUGCGCUCAUAUUAACCGGUUUGUAAAUGCUAUUCCGCAUUGCGGCUUCGAAGUUAACGCCUAGGAGAACAGACUGCCGUCUUUACAACAUUUCAGGCACAGAUGGGCCGUAUUGUGGUCACAGUGGGUCUCAAACCUUAGAUGUACUGUUGGUCAAGGACUUUUGAGUUGGUUGUCAUGGUCAGUGUUGGUGAUCCUUAAUCCAGGUGAACUGCACGCCCGUCCGUCCGAUCCUACGUUUGAUCGACCUUCAACAAGGACAUGCGUCUGCAAACUGACAACUGUCUAAAAAUCCUCAUCACCUUCUUUUCAUCACCACCUUCAAUCAAGACGAUGGAAAGGACCAGUGGGUAUUUCCAUCAUCCUAGGCCUCCUAAGCUUCAUGCCCAGACUGUUGAUUGUCACAUUUCUAUCCAAGACCCCAGAGCCCCCAUUGGAGUGGUGGCAGACCUCCGUCAUAUACCAGGUCUACCCUCGGUCUUUCCAGGAUAGUAAUGGAGACGGUGUUGGCGAUUUGCAGGGCAUCCGCUCACGACUGGACCAUCUUGAGUACAUCAAUGCUCGUGCCUUGUGGUUGAGCCCCAUGUACGAGUCGCCUAUGCGUGACUUUGGCUACGACCCUUCUAACAUCACUAAUAUUGAUCCAAUCUUUGGAACAAUGGAGGAUUUUGAUGAGCUGCUGGCAGAUGUGCACAGUAGAGGAAUGAAAAUGAUCCUCGACUUCAUUCCUAAUCACACCAGCGAUCUGCACAAGUGGUUUCAGGCCAGCAAGGCUGGAGUCGAGGAAUACAAGGACUACUACGUUUGGACAGAUGGGAACCUGACUGCUAACGGGACCAGAGUGCCGCCCAACAACUGGAAGAGUUUCUUUGGAGACUCUGCUUGGGAGUGGGUGGAGGAACGCCAGCAAUUUUACCUGCACCAGUUCCUGAAAGAGCAGCCAGAUCUUAACUAUCGCAACCCAAAAGUUGUGGAAGAAAUGACGAAUGCCCUUCGUUUCUGGUUAGAAAGGGGAGUUGAUGGGUUCCGCAUAGAUGCCGUCCUUACCAUGUUUGAAAGUGCUGACCUCUCCCUCAACGAACCACUGAAUAAUCGACCCGGCGCCGAGCUGUGGCAGUACGAGUCCUUGGAGCACAUCUACACAAGCCACCAGCCAGAAACCUACGAGGUCAUAGCCAAGUGGCGCCACCUGGCAGAUGAAUACUACCAGAAAGAUGGCAACUACAGGUUCCUGGUGACCGAGGCUUAUUGCGAAACCAUUCAGCAGGCCAUGUACUAUUACCACACUGGCGCCGACAUGCCAUUUAACUUUGAUCUCGUUUUCCUUAACCGCACCUGUGGUGGGGACUGUGUGGACAGGGCCAUCAGCAACUGGAUGACCAACAUGCCCAUUGGCAAGUGGCCAAAUUGGGUUAUCGGCAACCAUGACAACAAGCGCAUAGCAACCAAAAUGGGCACUGAAUUUGUGAAUGCCAUGAACACACUCCUUUUGCUGUUGCCAGGCACUCCAACAACUUACAAUGGUGAAGAACUUGGUUUAACAAAUAUCGAAGUGUCCUAUGAAGAUACACAAGACCCCUUUGGAAAAAGAUUCGGCCCUGAGAGAUACCAUGAGGUCAGCCGAGACCCCCCUCGAAGCCCCAUGCUCUGGGACAGCACUCAUUCCUCAGGGUUCUCCAACGCAACAAAAACAUGGCUUCCAGUCCACCCAGACUAUGAAAUCUUCAAUGCAGAAGCACAAAGGAAAGCAGAGGGUGUGACACCACUCAAAAUGUACAGGGACUUGUCCUUGCUACGACAAGAAGCUACGUUCCAAAGGGGUACAUUCAAACCUCUAUUGGUGGACGAGAACAUCUAUUCUUUUGUGAGAGAACUAGAGGGAGAGUCCCUGUAUUAUGUCAUUCUCAACUUUGGGAGCACAGAGGCCCAAGUUGACCUUGCUGAGCAAGGGCUGCCAGAGAACGGUUUAGUGAAGCUCAAUUCUGGUGAUUUCCAUCAUAGUGACUAUAAUGUUGGUAAAGAGAUUAAGCUCAACAAAAUCUCUCUAAACCCAGGGCAGUUUCUUGUGAUCAAGUACGAUGUGUAAUUGAUCCGUUUUUUUUUUUCUUCGUCAUUCAUUUUACAUCACUAGUAGUUAUCGUUAAACAUUUCCAUUAGAUCUCAUGCUCAUUUCCUUUCAUCACAUUCCUUGUUAUGUUUUUUUUUCUUCACAUAUCUUCUUAAUCUCUCUAAUGGAGUGAAGGCAACUGUGUGUUGAACAUACAGUGCACAGCAUAUUUGUCUCAAAGAAACGUGUCAAGCUAAUAUCUCAUUGUUCAAGACAUCGUUUAAGAGAAGCUCAAUUUUAUCAGGUUGGUGAUUUAUGAACUUGCUUAUUAUGACCUUAGAGGAUUGUUUAUCUAAUGUAUGACCUGAUAUGCUCUGAGAUUGGUGGAGCUUUAAGUUCAUUCGGUUGUAAAUGACCAUGGUCAAGUUUCACAUUGACAUUAAUUGUACAUAUAUUUAUAUCUAUUUACGCAUUAACGACUGUGAUUUGUUGAUAAUAUUUUUUAACAGUUGAAAUAAUUGGUGGAUUUAACCAUGGCCAUUUUCUCCUGUUGUCCAUGCCAUGUACAAUGUAAAUAUCUCACUGGGUUUCUGUAUCAGCAUAUAUAUGGUGCUAUUAACCCAAAAGCACUGGAAUCUAGUGUCGGUGAUCAAGUGCCAAAUCGUAAAUUGUUAUAACAUUGACGAGUAAUUCUUUGGUACUUAAGUAAUCAUGUAAUCAGAUAUUUUACUAUUGACAAAGUCACGUAUAUUUUAAAUUAUUGCAGUACA